This is a messenger RNA of Gopherus evgoodei (Goodes thornscrub tortoise), 4996 nucleotides long. RefSeq names its product mediator of DNA damage checkpoint 1 (gene MDC1). The record is from RefSeq and is a predicted model, not a curated record. Gene Ontology annotation, cellular component: nucleus. Bases 23 to 4912 code for a protein of 1629 amino acids. Gene Ontology annotation, molecular function: protein binding. Gene Ontology annotation, biological process: positive regulation of transcription initiation by RNA polymerase II. The transcript is spliced from 16 exons. Lineage: Eukaryota; Metazoa; Chordata; Testudines; Testudinidae.
GCCAGGCACCUGGUACCGCUCUAUGGUUCCGGGGCGACACUCUACACGCACAUCCGCCUCCUCUCUAUGCUCCAAACGCGAGACUGGUCCCCAGGGAGCAGCGGGGCGGGAACAAGGGCGGCGGAACCCGCCCACUCCAAUGACUGACACCCACGAUGACCAAUCAGGACAAGACAAAGCUUUGCCAGUGGGCCCCGGUUGGCCAAUCAGGGGCCUCCCUGCUGGGAAGCACCAGGAGGGACCCGUGGGGCUGCCGUUGGAACCGGAGGCCAUGGAGCAGACCCAGCUGCUGGAGUGGGAGGAGGACGGGGACCCCCCCGGGGGAGAGGCCGACAGGGAAGCGCCUCAGCCCGUGGGGCGGCUGCACCUGCUCAGCAGCAAAUAUGGGCCGGAGCAAGAUUUCUGGAUCUACCCCGGGGAGAACGUGGUGGGGCGGCUGCCGGGCUGCCAGGUCUGCUUGCCGGCCCCCUCGGUCUCCAAGGCCCACGCGGUGAUUGAGGUCCCAGCGCCGGGCGGGCCCCACCUGCUCUAUGACCGGGGCAGCCUGAACCGGACCCGGCGCCAGCGAGGCGUCCUGCUGCCCCACGUCCGCUACAGCCUAGAGGAUGGAGACACCCUCAUGUUUGGGGACGUGGGCUGCCAGUACUUCCUGCUGCCACCAGAGAGCGCCGACCCCGAGGACUCUCUGGAGGUGCCGCCCACCCAGCCCCGGGCCCCCAACACCCUGGCCAUCGAGGAGACCCCCGCACCCAGCAAGAGGAUGGGCUACGGGCCCCUGCUGGCCAGGGACUCUGAGGAUGAGGAGGAGCUGCAGAGUGGAGGAAGGCUCCUGCACCUGCCAGGGAGCAAUGGCUCUGCCUCCUCCUCUGACGCUGGCGUCCAUUCCCACACAGCCUUCUCCUCCCCGGGUGCAACCGUGGUGCCGGAAAGCGACGAGGAAGGUGGCGAUACCCCUGACGCCCCCUGCCCCUCCCUGCGCCUGAGCUAUGGCGGCGAGCGGACCCCUGGCCCGCCGGAGAACGGAGUCGCUGCCCUGGGUACCGAGCAGUCCAGGGCCCCAGGGGUGGUUGGGACAGACCCAGAGCCCAUGUUGGCCGCCUGCCGCUUUGUCAAGUGUCCUGGCCACAUGGGCAUUGCCUCGGGCGCGGGGCCGGGAGCAGCUGUCAGGGGCCUGGGGAACGGUUGCCCCGCUGAGGUGGGCAGCAUUACAGAUGUGGAGGAGGUAGUACAGCAUCCAGAUGUUGUGCAGAAGAACCAUGGACCUGCUCUCCUGGGGGACAGCGAUACAGAUGAUGAUGUGGAUCCAAAGUGCCACCCAUCUGCCAUUGAGAUGGGCAGUGAUACAGAUGUGGAGGAGGAGGCACGGAAUCCAGAUGUGCAUCCAAAGGACCAUCAGCUUGCUGGAAAUGGGGACUGUGAUACAGAUAUGGAGGCACCACUGGAGAAUCCAGAUGUUGUGCAAGGAAUGAAGAACCAGCCUGCUGCCCCUGGGGACAGCGAUACAGAUGUGGAGGGGGCUGGAGUGAAUCCAGAUGUGGGUCCAAAGAGCUAUCAGCCCAGCUUUGAGGUGGACAGCGAUACAGAUGUAGAGGAGGAGGCGGCGGCGGCGGCAGCAAAUAAUCCAGAUCUGCGGAAGAACCAUCGACAUCCUCUCCCUAGGGGCAGCGCCACAGAUGUGGAGGGGGAAGUGGAGAAUCCAGAUGAUGUGCAUCUUGAGAGCCAUCACUCUGCCAAAAAUGGGGAGAGUGAUACAGAUGUGGAGGAGGUUGCAGAGAAUCCAGAUGUUGUACAGAAGAGCCAUCAGCCCGCCGUUGAGGUGGGCAGUGAUACAGAUGUGGAGGAGGAGAAAGAGACUCCAGUGGUAGUACAGAAUAACCAUCAACUUGUUUCCCCAGGGGGCGGAGAUGCAGAUGUGGCGUGGGUGGUGGGAAAACCAAAUGUGCGACAAACGAACAAUGAGCUUGCUGCCUCUGAGGAUAGUGAUACAGAUGUGGAGGAAUCUGAUAGAAAUCCAGAUGUUGUCACUGCAAAGAGCCAUCCCCUUGCUGUUGACAUGGGCAGUGAUACAGAUGUGGGGGAGACUGGGAAUCCAGAUGUGGGUACAAAGAGCCAUCCACUCGCCAUUGAUGUGGGCAGUGAUACCGAUGUGGAGGAAGAGGAGGCAAAGAAUCCAGAUGUUGUAAUGAAGAAUGAUCCACAUGCUCUCCCUGGAGACAGAGAUCCAGAUGUGACAGGGACAGUGGGGAAACGAGAUGUGCAUCCUAAGGGCCAUCAUUUUGCAGAAAAUGAGGACAGCAAUACAGAUGUGGAGGAGUCUGUGGGGAAUCCAGAUGUUGUACAGAGGAGCCAUCAGCCCACUCUGGAGGCAGGUGACGAUACAGAUGUGGAAGAGGCUGAGGAGAAAUCAGAUGUUGGAAGACGAAACGACCCUCUGCCUGUCGCCACUGGGGACAGCGAUACAGAUGUGGAGGAGAAUCCAGAUGUUGGCCAACAGACUCUUCACUGGCCCAGUGGAGACAGCGACACAGAUGUGGAGGGGGCUCCCGGGGCAGAGUUCGACCAGACGCCAGGUCCUGUGGGGGGCCCAGUCCAGGCGGGUGGGGAGCAGCCACCAGCUGCCCAGUCCUGUGUCAGCCCAGAGACCAAGUUGAUGGACACGGAGGGGAACAAGGAUCCAGCGUGGGGCCCAGGCCAGCCUGGAGACGACAGCGAGACGGAUGUGGAGGAUGACGCUGAUUUUGCCCUGCAGGCCACGCAGUGCUACCUGGCUGAGGAGACGCUGUCCUCAGGGGCUGAGGCCACCAGAGCCCCCACGGCAGCAGAUUCGGGGAGCAGCCUAGAGGAGGAAGCCACCCAGACAUUUGUCUUCAGAUCGCCCCUGCCUGCACAAGGGUCCGUGAUGUCGCCCCCUGCUGGACCAGCCCUGCAUGCGCCAGUCUGUACCUCUUCAGAGAAGGAGGAGGACUCGGACGAGGAUCUGUGUGUUGUGGAAGCGACUCAGUCGUUCUGCAAGGACCCCGGGCCCCACUCGGACCAGCCCACGCAGCCCUUCCUCCCCGAGGAGGACACCCAGCUGCUGCCCCGUCCCCCGCCACCAGGGGGAGUCCUGUCUCAGGAGCCAGCCCAGCCCGCAGUACCCGGCCUGGCCUCUGGGGGGCUGCUGCCCCUCGGCCCCAAGGAGGAGUCAGAGCCCCCUGGCGGGGCAGUGCCAGCAGGGGGCGCCAGGAGGGAGCCACCAGAGGAGGAGGAAUCCCAGCCCGUGCGUCUGGUGCUGAGCGCUCCCCGCAGGCCAGCCCUGGUACUGCGGGGCGAGGCCAGGCAGGCAGGAGCAGAGCCCAGGGGCAGCAGCUCUGGGCAGCGCCUGAGAGGGCAGGGUGGCCCGGAGGCUGCGGAGAGACGGGAGACCCCAGCAGCUGUUGGGGUCACGGGGGCCGGGCCCCACCCCAUGGGGCCACGGCCUGAGGAUGCUGGGAAGGUUCCAGAGGCUCAUUCCAGUCCCUCCACCCCCAUGAGGCGCCGGAGCCUGCGAUCUGCUCCGGUUCCCGCUCCCCCACCACCAGCCCCUGCCCCGGAGAGGCGGAGCCGGCGGGGUGGGGCGGAGAAGUCCGUGGGGUCUGGAGAACCCAGCCAGCCCGCCCCGGCCGCCCCCCAGCGUAGGGGGAGGCACCAGCUUUGCAGCACAUCCAUGUAUGUGGAGGCGCCGGAGCCGGGGAGUGUCAAGGAGGUGGAGCAGCCUGGCCCUGUGAAGAGGCCCAGGAGGGCUGUGCGGACUCAGGAGGACCCCCCCACAGAGCCAGAGACCUCAAGCCAGGGGGCUCCAGGCCGAGCCCGGAGAUCUCGGGGGGCUGCUGGCACAGAACCGGCCGCAGCCAACGAGCCCCGGAGGGGAUCAGGGGGAGCAGAGCAGGAGGCGUUGCAGGGCCGAGCCCGGCGGUCCCAGAGAGCCCCUGUCCAGGAGCCAGCCCCCAGGAGGAGGGGUGCUGCAGAGCCAGCCAGGGAGACCCAAGGCAAGCGGAGAGGGGUGGCCACCUUGGAUCCGCCUCCGGCACAGGGCGAGGGACGAGUGGGCAGUGCUGCAGCCCAAGAGGAUGCUGGGAGUGACGCCAGAAAGAGGCAGGAGGUGCCGGUCGCCCCAUUGCGGCGCCAGAGCACGGAGAACAAGGUGGAGGGGCUGCGGACCAGGGCCCCUCGCCGAUCCCAGGGGGCAGCCGGUGGCAUGGCCUCCCCCAGGGUGCUGUUCACGGGGGUGAUCGACGAGGCGGGCGAGCGGGUGGUCUCGGCGCUGGGCGGGGCGCUGGCCCGGUCGGUCUUCGACUGCACCCACCUGGUGACGGACCGGGUGCGCCGCACGGUGAAGUUCCUGUGCGCCCUGGCCCGCGGGGUGCCCAUCGUCACGCUGGACUGGCUGGACAAGAGCGGGCGCAGCGCCUGCUUCCUGUCACCCAGCGGCUUCCUGGUGCGGGACGCGGAGCAGGAGCGAAACUUUCACUUCAGCCUGGCCCAGUCGCUGCAGCGAGCACGCAGGGGACCCCUGCUGCAGGGCUACGAGAUCCACGUCACCCCCAACGUCAAGCCGGAGCCCGAGCACAUGAAGGACAUUAUCCAGUGCAGCGGGGGGGUCUUCCUGCCCCACAUGCCUCGGACAUACAAGGACAAGCGCAUGGUCAUCUCCUGCCCCGAGGACCUGCCCCGCUGCCGACCCGCCCUGAGCGCCCGGCUGCCCGUCGCCAGCACCGAGCUCAUCCUGACGGGCAUCCUGCAGCAGGCGGUCGACCUGGCCUCCUACCGCCUGGCCGGGCCGCCUGCCGCGCCCCCGCCCAGCGCCACUGCCCCUGCCACCCGGGCGAGCAAGAGGAAGGGGGCGUCGGGUCCUGCCCCCGCCCCGCCCAGGUCUGCCAAGAGGCGGCGCUGAGGGGCCCUGACCUUGGACCCACGAGCCUUAGCCCUGUAAAUACCCCCCUUUUCUAGCAGCAGUAAAGUCAUUUUGAAAUCAAAA